This is a messenger RNA of Aegilops tauschii subsp. strangulata, 1879 nucleotides long. Its product is annotated as probable polyamine transporter At3g13620. The record is from RefSeq and is a predicted model, not a curated record. NCBI's taxonomy places the organism in Eukaryota, Viridiplantae, Streptophyta, Magnoliopsida, Poales, Poaceae. Gene Ontology annotation, cellular component: membrane. Gene Ontology annotation, molecular function: transmembrane transporter activity. Gene Ontology annotation, biological process: transmembrane transport.
GUGAGUAUACCGGAAAUGGGCAAGAAUCGUCCAUAUUAGACGUUAAAAGUUAGAACCAACUUUGCCAAAAUGUACGCUAGCUAGCUUGUUCCUCUACGUACUCUCUAAGCAGCUAGCGAGUAAGCUCGCCAUGAGCCAAGGAUUCCUCUUAGCGGCCGAACAACCAUCACAGAGGCAGGAGCAACAAGAAUUGCACGACAUCGUCCGGCAAGAGCACCAUGGGUACACCAGGCAACAAGGCGGUGGCCCGACGUUGUCCGUCUACGGCCACAAGCGCAAGAUCACUCUGAUUCCGCUCGUCUUCCUCAUCUACUUCGAGGUGGCGGGCGGCCCCUAUGGCGCCGAGAAGGCCGUCCUCGCAGCGGGGCCGCUCUUCACCCUGCUCGGCUUCCUCGUCUUCCCCUUCGCGUGGGGCGUCCCGGAGUCGCUCAUCACCGCCGAGCUCGCCGCCGCCUUCCCGGGCAACGGCGGCUUCGUCCUCUGGGCCGACCACGCCUUCGGCCCGCUCGCGGGCUUCCUCCUCGGCAUGUGGAAGUACCUCAGCAUCGUCAUCAACAUCGCCGCCUACACGGCCCUCAUCGCCGACUACCUUGGCGGAAGCGGAGUGGCCCCCGCGGUCGCGCAGCCCGGCGGGGCGCGCACGGGCGCGGUGAUCGGCAUGACGUUGUUGCUCUCCUUCGUGAACUACGCCGGCGUGAGCAUUGUCGGGUGGGGCGCCGUGGCGCUGGGGAUGGUGUCGCUGGCCCCGUUCGUGCUCAUGACGGCCAUGGCGGUGCCCAAGGUGAGGCCGAGUCGGUGGGCGUCGCAGGUGAAGGGGGACAAGGACUGGAGGCUCUUCUUCAACACGCUCUUCUGGAACCUCAACUACUGGGACUGCGCGAGCACGAUGGCCGGCGAGGUGGAGCGGCCCGAGCAGACGUUCCCGCGGGCACUGGCACUCGCCGUCGUUCUCAUCGCCGGCAGUUACCUGCUGCCGCUUAUGGCCGCGACCGGCGCCAUCGACGCGCCACCGGAUGCCUGGGUCAACGGCUACUUGGCUGACGCGGCAGGCAUCAUCGGGGGCCCAUGGCUCAAAUACUGGACAGGGGCCGGCGCAGUGAUCUCCUCCAUCGGCAUGUUCGAAGCCCAGAUGAGCAGCGGCGCAUUCCAGCUCCUUGGCAUGGCGGACUUGGGCCUGCUCCCAGCCGUCUUCUCCCGUCGCGCCGCCCGAACCGGCACCCCGUGGGUGGCUAUCGCCGUGUCAACCAUUGUCACGAUCGUUGUCUCCUUCCUCUGCUUCGACGACGUUGUCGCCACCGCUAACUUCUUGUACAGCCUCGGCACGUUACUCGAGUUCGCAUCCUUCCUCUGGCUCCGCGCCAAGCACCCAGCGAUGAAGCGCCCUUACCGCGUGCCGCUGCCAUUGCCUGCGCUUGUGGCAAUGUGUGCGGUGCCAUCUGCGUUCCUGGCCUAUGUGUGUGUGGUGGCUGGGUGGAAAGUAUUCGCCCUCGCCGGGGGGCUGACUAUGCUCGGCGUCGGAUGGCAUGGCGUCAUGAGGGUGUGCAAGGCCAAUAAGGUGCUCAGGUUCAACAACACAGUUUCUGCUGACCCUCAACAGGAUCCUGGAGAUGACUAUCAUCUGGUUCCGGGGGUGAGAAAUUAUCGGUUAGCUUAAAAGUGGUCAUGCCUCAUGUUUUUCCACAACUGAGUUGAAGCUUUGGUGAGUACUUUUUAUUGGAUGAGCUGAAUUUGGAGCUAACAAUUCCAAGUCUGUAAUACUAUCAAGUUGCAUGUAUAUCUUAGCCUUCCAGGGAGGAUAAAUGACAUUGCAACAGUUCCAAAUUCAAAAUAUGUAUGUCAUCAAACGCACAAGCUUAAGUUCUGUUCAGUUCUUGGAGUA